Molecule: messenger RNA, 2087 nt
Organism: Scophthalmus maximus (turbot)
Lineage: Eukaryota; Metazoa; Chordata; Actinopteri; Pleuronectiformes; Scophthalmidae
Product: hemicentin-1
Exons: 5
Coding region: 129-1262 (377 amino acids)
Biological process (GO): cell adhesion
Molecular function (GO): integrin binding
Source: RefSeq, a predicted model, not a curated record
UCCUCAUCGCUCGCCGCUUCAACCCAACACAGAAUCAAACGCACCCCUGACAGGCGGACCUGUUCAUUGCGCCUUGUCUACUUUCGGUAUCCGCCAUACUGGACACCAGUGAUUUGUUUUCAUAAAACAUGAGGAUUAUGAUUCCCUGUCAUGUAUUUAUCAUCGUUUCCUUGUUGGAUUUCCUGCGCGACGUCCAUGUGUCCGGCUGCGAUGUACACUGUGAAGAUAAACCGGUGUUCACUCCAUCCAGACUGGUAGUGAAACACGGCGACCCAACCUCUGCUGCGUGCUCUGUGUGCCGGUCGUGCCAAAGCAACAUUACCGGUUUGGAAAGAGCCGUGGGAGACCACACGACAAACGGAACCACAAUUUUAUGGACGGUUGAAAACAUGACUGAAUGGGCAACAUCACCCAUAUGCUAUUAUGCUAAGGCUGUUGAUGAAGGCCAGUGUUGCACUUUCCUGAGUGUGACUGUGUACAAGCCACCGGACAGCGUCUCCAUCGGCUUCACGAAUCACUCCGGGCCGAUGUUCGCCUCUCACCAGUACACUCUGCGGUGCGACGUGCUAAACGUCGCUCCGAUUGGGAACCUCAUCGUGACCUUCUACAGAGGUCGGACACCACUGGGUCCAGGAAAGUCAAAAGUUAAUGCUCAGAAGAAACCGGCGAGCGAGGUCUUCACGCUGAGCAUCAACGCCAGUAAAGAGGACGACGGAGUCCAGUACCGGUGCAAAGCCGAGCUGCAGCUGGGCCCUGAAGGACCACAGCCGCCUCCAGUGGUGGAGUCGCGAUCCCUCAGAGCCGCGGUCCACUAUAAGCCUCAGCACCAGGGGCCGACACGUCACGAUCCGAUCACCGUCACGGCGGGGGAUCCUCUGCGGCUGAACUGCGAGACCGAGGGAAACCCCGGCCCCUCGUACACCUGGACGCUGCUGCCCGCCAGUCUCCUGCCGCCCAACAGCAGCGUUCUCUCCAUCACGUCUGCAGCUUCUAAGCACGGAGGACGGUACGCCUGCUCCGCCAGCAACGCUGUGGGGACGACCACCGUCACCUUCCACGUGGUUGUCAAACCAAACAUCAUCCCGUACAUUGCAGUAGCUGCUGUUGUGGUCCUCAUCUUGGUGAUAAUAGUACCUGGUUUUUUGUACAAAUACAUCUGUAUGGGACAGUACACUCCGCCCCGUCCGGGAGACGUCUGUUGUUUUCGCAAUCAACGCGGCAACGCGUUGACUGCAAACUACAGGUCUGUAGUUCAGUCUUGACUUUGUCUGAGCUAACAGACUAAGUCUUAAUUUCUAAACUGUAGUUUCAUUGGUUGAAAACAACAUCGCACAUUUAAAAAGAUGUAGAUCAAUGUGAAUUUUUCUAUUGCCAUUUCAAAUUAAGUGUAAGAUGAGUUUCAAGUGCAGUAUUAAAAAGUAUCAUGGUUUAUUGAUUGUGGAUGUAGAGGCUGGAAAGACACAUUCUAAAGUUCCAUCAGGAUACUGAAACGGUGCAGAUUGUGUGUUGAUUGAAGAUAUGAUAUAAUAUAUGAUGUGUGAGCAUAAUCUAUAAAAAACGUAGUCUAUAUCCAUGACACCAAAUUUCUGACUUUCCCUGCAAUUAGUAAAAAAGUAAAUCAACAUCAACCCUAAAAAAAUACAACACUUUUCCAUAUUCUGAUUUACAAAGGGAACUGGCGAAUCAUUAUUGCUGACAUGGUUGCUCAUAUUGUUGCUCAUUUGUUGACGUGAAUGCUCUUUAUUUUUUUACUGUUUGUCCCGUUUUUUUAUUUUGGUCGUGUCACUGCGGGGAACUUCAUUUAGAGAGCCGCUGCCUGUAGAAAGUUCAAUACUAUGUGGAAAUCCUUGCACUGAUCCUCGCAGCCACACGUAUUGAGCCAUGGAAAGACUUGAGGUUGACCACACGAUAACCCACGUUUCCUGUGUGUUGUUGUGGUGCUAUCUCUCUCCGUCUGAGAGACAAUAAAAAAAGAGGAAUUCAAAGAUGUAUAAUAAUGAGCUUCACCCUGGAACUUCGGUGAAGAAAUGAUAAGCUUUGACUUUGUUUAUUUUUAAAAGAUGAAUAAAUGGAAUCACCCCCCAGUC